Messenger RNA from Cottoperca gobio, 4739 nucleotides. It is a transcript of the gene il12rb2, whose product is annotated as interleukin 12 receptor, beta 2a. The coding region runs from base 188 to 2593 and encodes 801 amino acids. The transcript has 16 exons. Lineage: Eukaryota; Metazoa; Chordata; Actinopteri; Perciformes; Bovichtidae. Gene Ontology annotation, molecular function: protein binding. The record is from RefSeq and is a predicted model, not a curated record.
AGUCAGCCACCACGGAGUCUCCGCCGUCAGCUCGCCACACUUUGGAUACUCUGCUCUAUUAAAUAUGUCAGGAAGACUUACAGCUGACAGAUAGAGCUGCAGAAGGCAUUACAGGUUCAUAUGAUACUGAUAUGUGAUGUCUUGGUGAGCUAGCGACAAUGUAAAAGACAUAUAAAGAAGGCAGUUAAUGAUGGCAACAAUGUCCCAAACAUGGACCAUCUUCACUGCUGUUAUUGUGAUGGCCGUGCAGUGUUGCAGAGGUGAGAAAUGCUGUCACAUCUGGUCCAGCGCUGGACCUGUGGUGCAGCAAGGAUCUAAUUUUACAGUGAACUGCAACUUUACUUGCAAGUGCAAGGGAUCCAUGCGGAGCGGCCAUCCGCCCAGACCACAGACACACACAGAAAUAAAUCCUGCUCUUAUAUAUCUUAAUGUGACAAACAUAACCAAGAAGAGAACAUUCAGCUGUGAGUGUAACUGUCCUACUUCUCUGAACCCCUGUGGACUGGACAUCUCAACUGGAUAUCUACCAGAGCCUCCUAAAAACAUUUCUUGCACCUACAAGGUCAAAGAUAAUGAAAGGGAAGUUGUGCUCUGCACUUGGGACAGAGGACGAGAUACUUUUCUAACGAAUAAAGUAGUGCUGUGGUUGAGAACUGUAUCUAGAAACCACACAGAUGGACUAGUGCUGAACAGUAAGGAAACUGCUUUAGAGUCAGCAAGUAUCCCUGUGUCCAGCUCUGUGCAGCUCAUCUCUGUGUGGGUCCUAGCACGAAAUGAACUGGGCUCUGCAGUGUCCAUCACCAUGAACUACACACUCAGGGACAUUGCCAUGCCAUCGACUCCUGUUCUCGGUCAACCGGAUUGCUCUUCCCGAGAGUGCAUCAUCAAAGUGCAGCACUCUGUGAGGACUCAACACCUGGAGAUCCAAUACAGAGCAGAAGCACAGACGUGGGCAUCUUCUCCAGACUCGGUUGUGCAGAUGAGUUCGGUAAAGGUGCCGUCUUUGGAGCCCUACACGUUGCACCAUUUCAGAGCCAGAACGAAAUUCAGCACCGGCCUGUGGAGUAAGUGGAGCACAAACAUAUCCAGCUGGACUCAAGAGGAAGCUCCUGCCAAAGAGUUGGAUGUGUGGUACGCAGAACCGGCCUCUGACUUUAAAUCCCUGAGAGUUUAUUGGAAGGAGCUGAACAUUUCCACGGCUAAAGGGAAAAUCAUAGUGUACCAAGUGAGAGUUUACAGCCCAAACUCUGGACCGGUCUCCAUCACUAACGUUAGUGCCGAUACCAGGAACUGUUCGGUCCCGUUCUGUGCCAACUGUGAAGUGACAGUGUGGGCUUGCAACUCUAAAGGGUCGUCCCCUCCUGCCAAAAUCACAAUCCAUCACACAAAAGUGAAGGUUAAGCAGUUUCAGUCUCCUGAAGAUAUGCACGUAACUGUAGACAGGGUCACCAUCUCCUGGAGAAAGCAUGACACUGCACCGAGGCACGCAGUGUAUGUGGUGGAGUGGUACCCAGAGGGCCACAAGCUGGAGGAGCUCAGAUGGGUCAAACUGGGCAGGAAUGACAACCAUACUGUUGUUACAGGUAUUAAGCCAUUUGAGUGCUACGAGGGAGCAGUAUAUGUUUUGUCUAAUGAGAGCUUAUUGAGAAGGACCACAUUUACAGGUGUCACCUCUUUGGAGUCAGCCCCAGUCGCUGGUCCAUCAGUCCAACAUAAGGUUGAGGGAAACCAAGUGAAAGUGACCUGGACAGAGAUUCCCAGGGGUCAGCGUAGGGGUUGUCUCACUAAUUAUAUCAUCUAUUUAGAGAACGACAGCGGACACAAGAAGCCUUACAUUGUACCAGCAUCACAAAGGAUGCAUAUCAUCAAAGGCCUGUCUUCAGUUUUCUACAACCUGUGGAUAACUGCUUCAACUGCUCAAGGAGAAGGCCCUGAGGGGCAAAAGGUCAAGUUCCUCAUACAGAAUGAGACGCCACUAUCCCCCCUAAUAAUGUGUGCAGUCGCCGCCACGAUCUUAAUGUUUCUGGUGUGUCUGUGCCACAGCUUGGAAGUGAAGCAGAGGUUCUGGGUGUAUUUCCAGUGCCUCAUGCUCGAUGUUGUACCAGAUCCUGCAAACAGCAAGUGGGCAAGAGAGUAUACCCAGGAGAAGGGCAAGAUAAGCCUGCAGCUGAGUAACUCCAGUGUAACUGCGGAGGAAGAUGAGCCCAUCCUGGUGGAUGUAGAGGAGCUUCCCAAGCAGAGCAUUGACAUCUGUGCAAACGUCUCCUCGCAGCUCCCUCGUCAAACCAGCCUGAGCCCUGAGACGGAGCCGGCCGCACUGCUCUACCCUCUGACCACUUACAUCAAGAGCUUCUCCCACGACUCAGACAACUCCGACCAGCCGCAGACCUCUCUGGACACCAACACAACCGGCGACUACCUCUCAUCACACGGGCCGGGAGAUAUGGACGAGGAGGAUCAGGAGUUUGUCGACAUGCUGGGUUUCUUCCCCAGUCACAACUUCUUCAUGGAGCACCCGGAGUUUGGAGGGAAGUUGACUCUGAAUGCGGUCAAAAUUGAUUGCAGUGACUUAUUUCAGAACAGUGAGUGUUGACCUGAAACCAGAACUCUUUGGUUUGAUGAACUUUGAGUGAAAACCAUUUUUAGAGGAAGAGGAUGGCUAAACGAAAGUGCCCAGACACAAUAACUGGACUUGGUGACUGGUUUCCUCUUUUUUUGCAUCAUACAUCUUGCUAAGAUGUGCAUGAACUACCUCCUUGCUCAGUGAAAUCAGAACUGUAACGAGAAGCUCUCUCGCUGAAAUCUUCCAGAGCUGUUAUGCAGUAAUCAUUUUUGACUGAAAAAGUACUUUUGUUUUAAUUCCAUGCAUUACCAUUGAUUUCUCUUCAUAGCAGCAUUGCACACACUAAUACCAAGGGGUGUCACGUCGAUUCACUGAUCAAUGGUCCAAUAUCAUCAAUGCAAAGUGAAAACACCCAUACCUGUCAUCUUGAAGAUAUACAACGGCGUUAGCUUCCUUUUAGUGCGAUAGUUCAGGCGCCUGGUGUUGUGACUCUGGCAAGAAAACACUGAUAAUCUACUAUAAAUUAUGUUUCAAAACACACACACACACACACACACACACACACACACACACACACACACACAGCGAGACAGACAGAGAGCGACAUAGCAGAGCUUAUCAUUCAAAUGUCUGGAAAAGCCCAGUAAUGAAAUUACCCAAAUACUAUUUUAGUUGCUUUUUGCUGAUUGUGUUAAAUGGGCAUAUGAUGGGCUUCUACUACUAUAACUAUAAUUAGCACUGCAAGACAUCAGAUAUUGUCAUUUAUUUCCAUCUAUUUUAGCUAGCUAGCUCUAAAACAGGAAAAAGGUAAAUCAACUCUCAGAAUUGUUAGUGGUGCAAUGCUGCUAACGUUUUCACCUUUUGAGUCUGUGUGUUUGUCAUCAUGGCUAAAUGGGGUCCUGGAGACACCUACAGUAGCUGGAACUACAACAGAAGCAGUUUUGAGUACUUUGAAAUAUAAGUAAGUGCUUUAUGAAGAAAUAAUUACCAGCUGCAGCAGCGUGUUGUUUUCACCUUGUGAGUCUGUCUGCAUUCUUCCUAAUGGCCAGCAGAGGGCACUGGUUCUAAAAGAAGUCAAACUGUAUAAAAGUUAUUUUUAAUUGUCCCUUGUUAAAUAGUUUGAACACUUAGUUACCGACAAUACCACUAGUCCAGCAAGACAGACCUUACAACCACUCGGGUCUCCUCAAUUGGCGUCACCGCCUAUAAAGAGAACCCUCGCCACCUCUCAGACAUGGCAUGGAUGUGCUUAGUGCCCAGCAGCAAGGAGCCCCUUGGAGCCCAGCAGUGGGUCAGGAUGGAGGGCUGAAAGGCAGCGAGGAGGACACCAAGUUGGGAGGUUGACCAAAAACUUUCAUGUGAGAUAAGAGAUUUGGAAGGUAGCCCAAUUUUGUCUGCAAAACUCUAAAUUAAAGUUCCUCUUCACAUUCAAAUGUUGACUGGGAGCUAAGAUGUACCCGUCAAAAAUGUUUAAGAUUUGCAAUUGGUUUUUUUUAAACUGACGGCAUUUCAAUAUUUUAAAAAUACCGUACAAAUUCAUUACAUAUUAUCCAGCGAUACGGCUCGACAUCAGAAGACUACAUACACUUAUAGUCUACAAGCCGGAACUACCACUUAAGUGGUUUCAAUAGCUUUGCCAGGCGUUUGUCUGUGAAAUGUGGGUGUAAGCAAAAGCAAACAACGCAAGUAUUGUACACUCUUAAAUUAAAAAGCCUGUGUGCAGGCAGGGUCAAAUAAGUGACAAUGCAAAAGAUUUACCGACCAUCUUUAUUUACCGACAGAGGUCUCUAAUAGCAGGGCUAGAAUUCACACAUUUGUAGAGCACUUCAGUUCCACACAAUGAACGACUGUAUUUCUUUCAGAGCAAUUAUGCAGUGGUGCCAUUUCGGAAGCCACAGGGCAAGUCAACAGUGGAGGAAAAUAUCAGCACAGAACAGAAUGCAAAAACAAACUGAAACUGAGCCGAGUUUACAUCUGUGGAAGGAUGCUCAAGUGAAGUGUGUUAACAGUCGGACAGGGUCUGAAGGCUUCCAGAAGACUACAGCCACAUCUCAACUGUGUAAAGACACUUCCUCUCCGUAUCACUCUUUAAAGUAAAACAAAAGGCAUUAAUUGACUUGCACAUGGCUGUAACCAAAGAUGAAAUAGGCAGGGAGGAAGAGGAUGAGAUAGGAUA